Phytomonas sp. EM1 is the source of this 1236-nucleotide messenger RNA. The record is from the annotation of a GenBank genome assembly. NCBI's taxonomy places the organism in Eukaryota, Euglenozoa, Kinetoplastea, Trypanosomatida, Trypanosomatidae.
AUGUGCUCAGGGAAUUAUAAAAAGCAUUCUGUCGCAGUGUCUGUGCACAAGCGUGAGGUGCCGUGGCGCCGCAAAUCCAUAACACAUUUUUUUUUUCUUUACUUUUUCAUGUUUAUUGUUCUUGCUGGAGUUUACUACACUGUGCUCUCGUCGGGGUACAUUGAACUUCCAAUCAACGACCUGUUGGCGUCGCUCAGUGAUUACUGUCGCACAGAAAGGGUCGAAGAGGAUGGCUUAGGAUUGCAUCCAGGAGAGAACGUUACUACACUGCCACCUGCGACUUUUGGUGUGGGUGUUUGGGUUGACGAAUCCAGCAUGUUGCCCAUGGUGCACAAUAUCCUGAAACGUAUUGACAAGCGCAUGGUUGAAGCAUCUCCGAGCCAUGGAGAAUUAAGCGAAACAAUGAAGCAAAAGAGGUAUAUUUAUUCCUUUGUGCAUUUGCAGGCAAAUACUCGUGAGAAAAACAUGUUAGUAGAUUUCAAAACUUCUGACUCAGGUGUAUUCCAAACCCGGUCAGAUGCCAUUAAGGUCUUAAGUAAGCACGCGCGGUCACAGCAGAUGGGUCUGCCGACUUUUAAGCAUGUCUUCAACCCAGACCUCAGCAAGGAGAUGCAAAUGAUUGCGCUUAGUAUUUUUAGCUUGCCGUCUAAGCUUUUUGGCUUUGUACAAGAUCCCCAGGCAAAUCCCAUCUGGUGCCACAGCCUUGAUGUUUUCCAGUCGUUCUGUGUCGUACUUGUUGACACUCAGGACCAAAGCAGGGUGGACAGCAAUAGUGUUUCCGACGACAUGCAGCGUCAUGUUGGAUUGAUGGAGAAGCAUAUAACUGCAGGGAUUGCUUCGGUGUUGGCGGCGAGUCUAUCGAUUGACUCAUUUCGUCCUAACGAUAUCAAGGUAUGGCAUCAGUUGCGCAAUCAAGCUGGGUGUUUUCAUGCCAUGCGCUCGCUCCGGGCGUUACGCGAUUCCAUAAGGGAUAGAGUAGACAUGUACAGUCAUAUUAAACUGAGGGGUCUUUUCACCCGGCUCCAACAGUUGGUUGAGCGGCGGGAAUUUGUGUUAGCUGCACGAGCCGCUGAUGACCUUCAAUUUCAUCCGCUACAUGCUCCAGAUCAGUUUUAUCCUUUGGAUUAUGUGUUAACAUGCCAUAUUGUUAUUCUUUUACCGUUGUUUUUGAUGACUUUCAUUAAUGCCCGCUUUGUAGCCGAUACUUAUCACCGAAAAAGACGCAAAAACUUGUAA